Messenger RNA from Penicillium olsonii, 1371 nucleotides. Lineage: Eukaryota; Fungi; Ascomycota; Eurotiomycetes; Eurotiales; Aspergillaceae. The record is from the annotation of a GenBank genome assembly.
AUGAAACCUCGGGGCACUGACAUGUUAUCAAAGGGAACCAAUAUCUUCCAGGUCAUGGGAUCUACACAACCUUUGAUUGUGAUGCAUCCAAAGUACAUUGAUGAGAUCAAGAAUCACCCGGAUCUGAGCUUCACCGACGCAAUCAAGAGGAGCUUCUUCGACAAUCGGAUCGCUGGCUUUGAGCCAUUCCACAACGGGACGUCAACUAGUGUUACCAUUGAGGUCGUGCGUACCAAGCUGACCCAAUCUCUUGGAUCUUUGUCAAUCCCUCUUUCUAAGGAGGCUUCUUCGAUAUUGCAAGAGGCGUUACCACACACCGACGAAUGGACACCAUACAGUUUCGCUCAAAAAAUCCCGUUUGCCGUCGCGCGCCUCUCGUCGCUCAUAUUUGUGGGUGAGACCGUCUCCCGCAAUGACGACUGGAUUGACAUGUCAGUCAACUAUGCGAUUGACGCAUUCGUGGCCAUGCGUGACUUGCGCACUUGGCCAUCCGUCUUUCGUCCGGUUGUUCACUGGUUCCUGCCGUCCACUCGAAAGCUACGCAGUUAUUUGUAUAAUGCCAACAGCAUCAUCGAAGAGGAAAUCAAGAAACGCGCCUUGAUCCGGGAAGGCAAGCUCCCAGCAGAAGACCCGCCUCAUAAGCCCGAUGCUUUGGACUGGUUCCGUGAGACUGCUGAGGCCCAACAGAACUUUACCUUCGGCCAGAGCCAUGCUCAGGUUGGACUGGCCCUGGCGGCGAUUCAUACCACAUCGAACCUGCUUACCAACAUUAUGUACGAUCUCGCCGCAUAUCCAGAGUACAUUCAGCCACUGCGCGACGAGAUAUGUGCUGUGGCCGCUACGGAUAAGGUGCUCAAUAAGACCAGCUUGCUUAAGUUCAAGUUGAUGGACAGUGUCAUGAAGGAGUCGCAACGAACCCACCCUCUGGGCUUGACUUCUUUGAACCGCUUCGUUCAGCGAAAGAUAGUUCUUUCUGACGGCACCGUACUUCCCAAGGGCGCAAAUAUUGCCGUCUCCACCAGAACCCUCGAAGACGACGAUGUCUACCCUAAUGCGGCUACCUACGACGGCUACCGGUUCUUGAAGAAGCGGCAAGAGCCGGGUCAUGAGCACAAACACCAAUUUGUCACGACGACCUCUGAUCACUUUGUUUUUGGGCACGGUGUCCAUGCUUGCCCGGGCCGCUUCUUUGCGACGAUGGAAACCAAGAUCAUCCUCAUGCACUUGGUGAUGAAAUAUGAUUUCAAGUUGAAGAGCGAAGGUCGACCUAAGAAUUGGGAGAACGGGUUUGGGUCUAUCACUGACCCUACGAUUGAGAUGUUGUUCCGGUCUCGGCAGCCCGAGGUCGAUUUGUCUUUCUUUGGAGAGUAG